Molecule: messenger RNA, 5667 nt
Organism: Hippoglossus stenolepis (Pacific halibut)
Lineage: Eukaryota; Metazoa; Chordata; Actinopteri; Pleuronectiformes; Pleuronectidae
Product: complement factor H
Source: RefSeq, a predicted model, not a curated record
UGAGUUUAUAUUUGGAGGCAGGAUCAGACUUGUGUAAAUCAUUGAGCAGCCUCUUUUUGCACAGUUCCUUCUGUGUAUUAUAGUGUUGCAGUCUCCAGUUUCUUCUUCUGUUUGGCAGUUCAGGGUAAUGAGGAUAAAAUGCACGUAAUAACCAGAAGCUGUGUCCUAUUUUUCUGGAUGCACACGCUGACCUUCGUCAAAAGUCAAGAACCUCUCCCAGAUUGUACACUUAGAGAUUUUCGAAAUGGGCCCUUGUUUGAUUCCAAUUUCGACACAACUGGUCUGGAGGCCAGUUACAUCGGCGGGAGACAAAUAAGAGUGACCUGCAAUAUUGGUUACAGUGGUUUUUUCAAACUGCUCUGUGUCGAGGGUAAAUGGCAGUCGAGAGGCACGAAAUGUCAACCGAGGUCAUGCGGUCAUCCCGGUGACACCCCGUUUGCCGAUUUUCAACUGGCGGUAGGAGAUGAUUUCGUCUUUGGAUCACAAGUUCUAUACACCUGCCAAAAGGGUUAUCAAAUGGUCAGUCGGACUAGCCACCGGCGUUGCUUGGCACAAGGCUGGGAUGGCGUUGUACCUACGUGUGAAGCCCAACAGUGCCCAGUGAUCCACGUGAGCAACAACGUGCAGGUGAUCGGGGACCCGGAGGAAGCAAACUUUGGCAACGUUGUUCGAUUCAGCUGCAAGUCCAACUCGGAGAUCCUGAGUGGGUCACAAGAGAUCUACUGUAAUGAAAACGGAGAGUGGAGCGGAGAAGCUCCGACAUGUAAAGCGAUAAAUUGUCCGGUACCUGUGAUUGAAAAUGGCAGAGUGCGUGGAGACAUCCAAGAGUACAAGGAAGAUGACUUAUUGCAUUUCCAGUGCAAUCCUGGAUUCCAGCCCACUGAAGACAGACCCUCAAGAUGCACAAAACUCGGGUUAAGAGCCGAGUGGAGCCCCACUCCUGCAUGUGAACCAAACGCAGCGAUAACAUGCAAACUGCAACUGCCGUCACUCCAUGGAACCGAGUAUCACCCUUCUUACAAAAGCGUGUUUUCACCUGGGGACAGAGUCACAGUGACAUGUGGACAGAGACACUGGAUUUCUGACCAACUGCAGAGAUCAGCAGUGGUCUCAUGCCAAAAUGAUGGACAGUGGUCUCUCAGACCCAUAUGCCAAGAGGUUACAUGCAGCAAUCGACGAGAUCCGCUCGUGGAUAGGUGGGACAACUACUGGAGACAACAGAAGAAAUUGGGGGAUGAGGUUGGAUAUCGGUGCACAACAGGCUACAAGAGAACGGGUGGUGCCACCAGGGCCACGUGCAACAGAGCGGGCUGGACACCAAAUCCAUUUUGUGAAGCUAUCACAUGUGACAGACAUGAUGUCGCGAAUGCAGAUAUUAUCGACCCUCAAGACAAAUACAAGAUCAAUGAUCGAGCCAAUUAUGUCUGCAAGGACGGUUACGAAGGAGAGUUUUAUCUCACCUGUGGAGAAAAUGGUUGGAGCGGAUCCUCACGAUGUAGAGAGAAAAAGUGUAAAAAACAAGACAUCAGAGAAGCAGACAUUAUCCACAAUGAGAGGGAAAGUUACAGCCACGGUGAAAGAGUCCAGUACGGCUGCAGGAAAGAUGUCGAGAUAAGUUUCACUAUCGUCUGUGACAAAGGUGUUUGGACCGGGAUUCAGAGCUGCCCAGAUUGUCCGAAAGCUGAAGUUCCUCAUGGAUUUGUUGCCGGUCCGUACGGUGACAAACUGUACUACACCUGUGAUGAAGGUUAUAAGCUUCUCACCAACGGCUGGUGGGCUGAGGCUGAGUGUCAUGGUGGCCUGUGGUCUGGACUUGAUCUAUGCAUCGAGAACAACACAUGUGGAGAAGUGCCUGUGAUCUCUAACGGGGAGGUGGGGUCUCUAAAUAGUCAUCAUGCAGACGGCCAAAGUGUCACGAUUACUUGUAAGAAGGGAUUCACCGGCCAGGUGGAGAGCUUCACCUGUCACGAUGGAGAAUGGAAUUCAGAAGGACUGUCACUCACAACAAUCUGUGCACCUGAUGCCGAGCUCUGCAGCCCUCCACCGAAGGUUCAAAACGCUGUUGUUGUGGGUUUGUAUCAGAGGAAGUUCUUGUCCGGCUCUGAAGUGACGUAUCAGUGCCGGGACAAUUACCAGAUGGAGGGAGACGCCGCGAUUAGAUGCAACGAUGGGAAUUGGGAGAUGCACAACAUCACGUGUGCACCCCAACAGUGCCCAGUGAUCCACGUGAGCAACAACGUGCAGGUGAUCGGGGACCCGGAGGAAGCAAACGUUGGCAACGUUGUUCGAUUCAGCUGCAAGUCCAACUCGGAGAUCCUGAGUGGGUCACAAGAGAUCUACUGUAAUGAAAAGGGAGAGUGGAGCGGAGAAGCUCCGACAUGUAAAGGGAAAGGUUGUCUGGUACCUGUGAUUGAAAAUGGCAGAGUGCCUGGAGACAUCCAAGAGUACAAGGAAGAUGACAUCCUGCCUUUCCAGUGCAAUCCUGGAUUCCAGCCCACUGAAGACAGACCCUCAAAGUGCACAAAACUCGGGUUAAGAGCCGAGUGGAGCCCCACUCCUGCAUGUGAACCAAACGCAGCGAUAACAUGCAAACUGCAACUGCCGUCACUCGAUGGAACCGAGUAUCACCCUUCUGACAAAAACGUGUUUUCACCUGGGGACAGAGUCACAGUGACAUGUGGACAGAGACACUGGAUUUCUGACCCCCUGCGAACAUCAGCAGUGGUCUCAUGCCAAAAUGAUGGACAGUGGUCUCUCAGCCCCAUAUGCCAAGAGGUUACAUGCAGCAAUCGACGAGAUCCGCUCGUGGAUUGGUGGGACAACAACUCUGGACAACAGAUGAAAUUGGGGGAUGAGGUUAGAUAUCAGUGCAAAAGAGGCUACAAGAGAACGGGUGGUGCCACCAGGGCCACGUGCACCAGAGAGGGCUGGAAACCAGAUCCAUUGUGUCAAGCCCCUGUGCUCCCUCAGGAGACACACACACACAAAUUCAGCUCAGAAAACAGCUGGACUCGGCACAGCCGCACCACUGAAAUGCGACUGUCUCUAAUUCUUGUGCUGCUCCAGUUGUGGGGCAACGUGGAGGUUUCUCUGUCACAGAAUGCAUGUCCCGAGCCCCCAGUCGUUCCUCACGCCAGCGCCACAGACGAGACCAAAAGAGCCGAGUACCUACAAGGACACGUGAUCCAUUUCACAUGUGAAACUGGUUAUAUAUCAGGUCCAACCAUCAGAUAUAUGUGCUCGAGCGACGGCUGGAUAGCCAUUCACGAGGGACCAUGCUACUUGAAGCCAUGUCAACUUCCUGACGACACUCCCAACGGCUACUAUCAGAUUACCCACGGCGACGAAUUUGUUUUCGGAGCAACCAUCAAAUACUUCUGCAAUGAAGGGUAUCAAAUGGUGAGCAAGGUGGACACGCGCACCUGUUAUCUGGACAAAUGGACCAAUCAUGUGCCAGUAUGUGAUCCUCUGAGCUGUGAGCCCCCUGCGGAUGGAGAGAUCACAGUCAUAGGUUUACCAGAGAACGACGGUCCCAUACUUCCUGACCGCUUCCUCAAAAUUAGCUGCAACAGUGGGAAAUAUCUGAACGGCAGCGCGAUGCUGAUAUGUGGGAAAGACGGACAGUGGAAUCAUCCGGUCCCCACUUGUGAAGACAUCACUUGUGAAGUCGGAGAGAUGCAUCCUAGUCUCAGGGCAUAUGGAUUAUCACCAGGAAAUAAAACACUGAAGAUUGGACAUAAGUUAAAAUUUCACUGUGACGAUGAGUACAUUCUGGAAGGUUCUGGACAAAUCGAGUGUUUAGAGACUGGGCAGUGGAGCGCCCCCUUUCCAACUUGCUCUGACACAUGUAAAUUCACAGGAGCCCCACUGAACGUGAACGUCCACGUCCACAUUCCAGGCAAUCUACUAACACCAGGACAAAAGUUGAUGUUUUCUUGCCGCCUGCGUGGUCACACUCUUCGGGGCAAAUCAGAAGUUGAAUGUUUGGCAAAUGGACGGUGGAGUGAUCACUUUCCAACAUGUGGAGCUCCUCUGGAUUGUGAGCAACCACCGCCUCUUGCAAAUGGAGACACCAAGAACUCUAUGAAGUUCAGCUACAGACAGAAUGAAAGGGUUGAAUACAUCUGUCAGAAUUACUACAUCAUGCAGGGAGGACCCUUGAAAACGUGCAACAACGGUGAAUGGACCGGAGAGAUAAUAUGCCUCAAACCCUGCACUGUGGAUGAAGAAGCUAUGAGGGGACGUAACAUUAGGUUCAGAUACGGCCGAAAGGAUAAACUGUAUGCAACCCACAGUGAAGAGAUCGAGUUCAGCUGCACCAGAGGAAGAACUGUCGGCUCCUGGGGGAUGCGUCAUAUGUGCCUCGACGGCGUGCUGUACCUGCCCUCGUGCCAAUUUCCUUCUGUGUAUUAUAGUGUUGCAGUCUCCAGUUUCUUCUUCUGUUUGGCAGUUCAGGGUAAUGAGGAUAAAAUGCACGUAAUAACCAGAAGCUGUGUCCUAUUUUUCUGGAUGCACACGCUGACCUUCGUCAAAAGUCAAGAACCUCUCCCAGAUUGUACACUUCAAGAUUUUCUAAAUGGGCCCUUGUUUGAUUCCAAUUUCGACACAACUGGUCUGGAGGCCAGUUACGUCGCCGGGAGACAAAUAAGAGUGACCUGCAGUACUGGUUACAGUGGUUUUUUCCAACUGCUCUGUAUCGAGGGUAAAUGGCAGUCGAGAGGCACGAAAUGUCAACCCCAACAGUGCCCAGUGAUCCACGUGAGCAACAACGUGCAGGUGAUCGACCCGGAGGAAGCAAACGUUGGCAACGUUGUUCGAUUCAGCUGCAAGUCCAGCUCGGAGAUCCUGAGUGGGUCACAAGAGAUCUACUGUAAUGAAGGAGAGUGGAGCGGAGAAGCUCCGACAUGUAAAGGGAUAAAUUGUCCGGUACCUGUGAUUGAAAAUGGCAGAGUGCCUGGAGACAUCCAAGAGUACAAGGAAGAUGACAUCCUGCAUUUCCAGUGCAAUCCUGGAUUCCAGCCCACUGAAGACAGACCCUCAAGAUGCACAAAACUCGGGAUCAGAGCCGAGUGGAGCCCCACUCCUGCAUGUGAAUCGGUAACAUGCAAACUGCAACUGCCGUCACUCCAUGGAACCGAGUAUCACCCUUCUUACAAAAACGUGUUUUCACCUGGGGACAGAGUCACAGUGACAUGUGGACAGAGACACUGGAUUUCUGACCCCCUGCGAACAUCAGCAGUGGUCUCAUGCCAAAAUGAUGGACAGUGGUCUCUCAGACCCAUAUGCCAAGAGGUUACAUGCAGCAAUCAACGCGAUCCGCUCGUGGAUUGGUGGGACAACUACUGGAGACAACAGAAGAAAUUGGGGGAUGAGGUUAGAUAUCGGUGCACAACAGGCUACAAGAGCACGGGUGGUGCCACCAGGGCCACGUGCAACAGAGCGGGCUGGACACCAAAUCCAUUUUGUGAAGCUAUCACAUGUGACAGACAUGAUGUCACGAAUGCAGAUAUUAUCGACCCUCAAGACAAAUACAAGAUCAAUGAUCGAGCCAAUUAUGUCUUCUUCAAAUUCUUGCAAAACACUCACAGAGAAGGACCCGAGGCGGAGCCGGAGUUCAAACCGGUGACACAGGGCGGUGCACUACCGCACCCCCCAUGGGACACCUAA